This is a messenger RNA of Menidia menidia (Atlantic silverside), 1517 nucleotides long. The record is from the annotation of a GenBank genome assembly. NCBI's taxonomy places the organism in Eukaryota, Metazoa, Chordata, Actinopteri, Atheriniformes, Atherinopsidae.
UCGUUUGGCUACCGCUGGAUGGCGAACGAGGCUCGUCCUGCUGAAAUAAACGAAGAAGAAGAGAACGUGCGCGCAUGCGCAACUGCUCCCCACGUUAUUUUGAUUGUAGCCAAAUUUAGCAAAGAUUUUUACUUACCAUUAUGAAUGAGUAGGACAACUGCAUGGUCGUUUUUUUACCGCACUUUUCACGUAAAAAUCUGUUUGAAUUGUUAGUAUUUUCUGUUGUAGUUAGUUGACAAAUAUUGACAGGAUAAAAUAAGUUUGAAUAUCUAUAGUUAGCCAGCUAAAGAAGCAUGGCAGCUGUAGUGGGACUCAUUGCUGGGAGCUACGAGCAGAUCACCUUUGGAUACUUAGUGAAACCUGGAGAAAAUGGGUGGACAGCCGAGCCUGACUUCACACAUCAUGCACACACAGCCUCAGUAUCCGUGGUGGCUGCAAGCGAGAGGUUUGUGGUCACUGGAAGCAAAGACGAGACCAUCCAGGUGUACGACAUGAAGAAGAAAACAGAUCACGGGGCUUUGCUUCAUCAUGACGGUACGGUCACAUGUCUUGAGUUUUAUGGGACGACUCACUUACUGAGCGGAGGAGAAGACGGACUCCUGUGUGUGUGGGGCACAAAGAAGUGGGAAUGUCUAAAAUCCAUCAAAGCUCACAAGGGUCAUGUCACCUCGCUGUCCGUCCAUCCUUCUGGAAAACUUGCACUGUCAGUCGGAACAGAUAAGACUCUGAGAACAUGGAAUCUCAUUAAUGGAAGAUCAGCUUUUAUUAAAAACAUCAAACUGAACGCGCACAUUGUCAGAUGGUCUCCAGAUGGAGAUCGAUACGUGGUUGUGGCAAAUGACAAGCUGGAUAUCUACAAGCUGGAGACGGCCUCUGUGGAGGGAACGCUCACAAACCCAAAGAGGAUCUCAUCUGUGAAGUUCCUAAAUAACUCCAUCCUGGCUGUCGCAGGAGACGAUGAGACUGUGAGGAUCUGUGAUGUGGGGAAAUUAAAGUGGGUGUGUGAGUUCAAGGCUCACGAAACCAGAGUGAAGGCGGUUGAUAGUUUGAUGGUGGAGGAUAACUGCGUGGUGGUGACUGCUUCAAAUGAUGGCUUCAUCAAACUGUGGAAAAUUCUCCUUAAAGAGGCAAGUCUCGAGCUGGAGAGUCCCACCCUUCUGGGGGAAGUUAACACAACAGCAAGGCUGACGUGCCUGGCUUUGUGGAAACCUUCAACAGUGCAGGAGAUCGCUGAGAAACCAGCGCCCGAGGCAACAACGUCAGCAGAAAUUUUACAAGAGCUUACACGGAAGAAGAGAGUCCAAAUCACAGGAGAAAAGGUCAUUCUGGAGGAUGAGAGUAAACCCAAAAAGAAGAAAACGGACCGAGGAAAAUAGACUUCAGAUCUCUACUAAAAACAAUACAUGUUUUAUCAUGAAUUAACUCUAGUAUUUCAUCUGUUUAUAAAACUGCCUUGUUUUCCUCACUAGCUCAAUUGUAUUUUAAAAUAAAGACAUAAAGGUGUUUGUAAAAGAAGA